AUGAAUCUGUUUGAAUCACCAUCUCCUGGUGAGAAACGGGUUGCAUUCCCAGAGAAUGUGACUUCUUCGCACCAGUUGGAGCCUUCUCAGAAAGCGCGACACUCGGACCAUCCCCACAAGACACUCGGACCCUUGCUUACUGUGAAUGUGCAGGCUUCGGGGCCGGCAACCCUUCUUGUCUUCUGGCAUGUUCUGGCCAGGCAUUUGACCCCCAAACGCGAUGGUGUUCACACUACACGGAACGAUGGAACGUGCUUUGCGGACAGGCUUUCUGCAAAUUCCAGCUGGCUUAAGCUCCUAUAG
This is a messenger RNA of Durusdinium trenchii, 303 nucleotides long. NCBI's taxonomy places the organism in Eukaryota, Dinophyceae, Suessiales, Symbiodiniaceae. The record is from the annotation of a GenBank genome assembly.